CAUGUUUCGAUCUUUCGUACAGUCUAAACGGCGUCUGAUCGGUGUCAUUUACUGCAUGCAUUAAUCAAUCAAUCCGGUAAUUAUCACUCUUUUAUCUCCAUCGUUGUACAUUUUUCAGCAUGAGUUCUCUCACGUUGUGUUUUUGGAUUCGAAACUUAUUACAGAAGCUAAGAAUUAACUGUUCUGCUAUCAUUUUAACUAAUAGGUUUUAAGGUAAUAAUAACUUGUGUCACAGGUCAGGUUAAGCCCUGUAAUGGCUGAUUCUAUGCAAACCAGCUUUCACAAGACACCAGGUUAUUCAGGAGGAGCUCUUCGUGAAAGGAUUGAAGCGAGAUCCGGGUUUAGUGCACCAAGUUUAAACACUGAAGAUAUUUUUCAGUCAACAUGUUUAACCAUCUCUUCUCCUGGUGUUAGUCCUGCAACUCUGUUAGAGUCUCCUGUUUUCCUCUCAAACCCAUUGCCAUCUCCAACAACUGGGAAGUUCUUAUCACUACCUUCUGAUAAGGCUAAAGAUGAGUUAUUUGACGACAUUACCACAUCCCUGGCCUUCCAAUCCAUUUCAGGAAGUAGCCUUGAUCCUACAAACAUCGGUUUAGAACCCGAUGACUCCCAAGACUAUGAGAAACGACAGCUAGGCGGUUUAGGAGACUCGAUGGCUAGUGGUGCACCUGCAGAUGAUGGAUACAACUGGAGAAAAUACGGACAGAAGCUAGUUAAAGGAAGUGAGUAUCCACGGAGUUAUUACAAGUGCACGCACCCGAAUUGUGAGGUCAAGAAGAAGGUUGAACGGUCUCGGGAGGGUCAUAUUAUAGAGAUCAUAUACGCGGGAUCUCAUAAUCACCCCAAACCUCCACCUAACCGCCGCUCAGGGAUUGGAACCGAACAAGAAGGUUUUGCUGGAACCAAUGAGAACAUAGACUGGACAUCACCUGUAUCUGAAUACGGAAGCCAUUCUAGAUCAAUGCAGGUAAAAAGCGAGACUCAGUUCGGAUACAGUGAUGCAGCAGCUGAUGCCUUCUUUAGAGAUGAAGAGGAAGAUGAUCGAACGUCCCACAUGAGUGUCUCCCUGAGUUAUGAGGGAGAAGAAGAUGAAUCUGAGUCAAAGAGAAGGAAACUCGAAGCUUAUCCAGCAGAAAUGAGUGGAUCAACCCGAGCCAGCCGUGAGCCAAGAGUCGUGGUGCAGACCACAAGUGACAUUGACAUCCUAGAUGAUGGUUAUCGCUGGCGCAAGUAUGGGCAAAAAGUUGUUAAAGGAAACCCGAAUCCAAGGAGUUACUAUAAAUGCACAGCUAAUGGAUGUGCCGUGACAAAGCAUGUAGAGAGAGUUUCUGAUGACUUCAAGAGCGUACUAACAACUUAUAUAGGCAAGCACACCCACGUUGUACCAGCAGCACGCAACAGCAGCCUCGUCGGUUCAGGCAGUUCAGGGACUCUCCAAGGCGGUUUAGCGACUCAGACCCGCAACCACAAUGUGCAUUAUCCAGUGCCACAUAGUAGAUCUGAGGUAGUCAGAGCCAACUCAUCUCUAUUUGACUUACCGCCACACCUGAAGCCUCCUUCAGGUUUCUCUGUUUACAUAGGCCAAUCUGAGCUAUCUGAUUUUUCAAUGCCUGGUUUAACUAUUGGGCAAGAGAAGCUUCCCAACCAGCCCACGCCUGACAUAGGUGAUCCAGCUGGCCUAAUGUUGCAGUUAAAAGCCGAGCCGAAGGUGGAACCAGUGUCACAACAGGGACUUGGAUUGUCAGCGAGCUCAUUGAUAUACAGAGAGAUAAUGAGUAGAUUACCACAGAUAUGA
Camelina sativa (false flax) is the source of this 1795-nucleotide messenger RNA. RefSeq names its product putative WRKY transcription factor 34. Gene Ontology annotation, molecular function: DNA-binding transcription factor activity; sequence-specific DNA binding. Gene Ontology annotation, biological process: regulation of DNA-templated transcription. NCBI's taxonomy places the organism in Eukaryota, Viridiplantae, Streptophyta, Magnoliopsida, Brassicales, Brassicaceae. The record is from RefSeq and is a predicted model, not a curated record.